Molecule: messenger RNA, 3494 nt
Organism: Octopus sinensis (East Asian common octopus)
Lineage: Eukaryota; Metazoa; Mollusca; Cephalopoda; Octopoda; Octopodidae
Product: mitoguardin
Exons: 13
Coding region: 327-1880 (517 amino acids)
Biological process (GO): mitochondrial fusion
Source: RefSeq, a predicted model, not a curated record
UGAAGUCCAUGUGAUAAAUGUAUUUCCGGUAGAGAGUGCUUCCUGUUUGAUCGCUGCUAGCAAGUCGUUUGUGUAUUUAUCUUUUCUCCAUCAUGUUUUGUCUUCUUUCACAUAUUUAUAGCUUUAAAAUGCCGCUUUGCUUCUCGUCUACAUUCUGUCAACAGCAACCGCUGUAUCGUCAUCUUGCAUGGAUACCAACAACCGCAAAUGAAGUGAAAUAAAGUGAAGCAAUCACUAAACGGGAACAAUUCUACUUUCAACAUAGGAAGGCGACCUCUAACAGAAACCAAUUAUUUCUUACACACCUUCUUCUUACGCUGUGGAAAAUGAAUAAAGAACUUUUCAACCAACUGGCAGCUCGUGUGGCUGGCAUUAAACACUUGAAGGUUAAUUCCCAUUUGAAAAUAACUGUAUUUGGUGUAUCCCUUGGAGUUGCACUUAUAGGAUUGCUCACAUUGCUGUUACGGAAAAAGGAAAAGAAGAAAAGACCCUCAGAUCGGAAGAGUACUCAAACAAAAUUAUCACGUUCAAGAGCCGCUGUAUCUGGUACAAAUGGAGAUGUUGCCUGGUCUAAGAAUUGUUCAAGUCCCACUUCAAGUCGCUCAUUUAUAAGAAAUAAAGCUUUGUCUGUGUCUAAUUCUAACUCAAGCUUGGCCUCGUCAACAUCAACACUGACCCAUUCUGUUGUAGAAACAACAGAAUUUACAGCUGCACAGCUCUGCCAGUUAGGGCUUGAAAAUUUAGACAUGGCAAUUUCACACUGGGAAGAUGCUUUAGCUAAACUUUCCUUUCUAGAUGCUGAAGAUUCUUUGGACCAAUUAGCUAUUCCGGACACAGAAACUAGUGUUUUGCAACAUCAGUUAGAAAAUUUGCUUGAGCUAGCACUCCGUAUGCAAGAUGGCUUUGAACGUUCAUGUGAACGACAAGCUGACCAGGCAGCUCUCGAAUCAGCACUUGCUGCAUUUGCAGAGAUUGACAGAAUUCGUUCAGAGAAGCAAUAUUCUACCGAUCUGGAGUCAUCUGAAGACCAAGAGUCUUUUGUUUCAGCAACUGACAUGGCUGACUUGACUGAUGUUGAUACUUAUAGAGAUUUAUUCAAACGACUGCCCCUAUAUGAAGCAGCACUUCAAGAACACAAAUACAAUGGGAUUGCCUAUCGCACUAUUCGAACGCAUAUGGUAGGUUGUUUGAAAGAUGCUGAAUUUCUUGCUAAACUGCAUUGUCUUCGAGAAGGAUUUAAUAUUGUUUUCAAAGACGUGGAAACUAGAAGAUGGUUACAAGAAAUGGGAUGUAACAUAAUAGCAGGAUUGUUACAGAAAGCCGAUAGGGAUACUGAAGAGUUCUACCAGGCUUAUCAAGAUAUGAUGGACUACAUCAAUGAUGAUAGCCAUCGGUUACAGAUGGAGGAAGAACUUAGAGAAAAAGGAGUGAAAAAAUGUACUUUCUAUGAUGUGUUCUUAGACUUUAUACUGCUGGAUGCAUUUGAUGAUUUAGAGAAUCCCCCGAAAUCUGUGGUUGCUGUGGUCCAAAACCAGUGGUUAUCUAAUGGAUUUAAAGAAACUGCACUGUCUACAGCUGUGUGGUCAGUUUUGAAAGCUAAAAGAAGAAUGCUCAAGUUCCCACAUGGUUUUAUAUCUUACUUUUAUUCCAUCUCUGAACUAAUUACUCCAGUUCUUGUAUGGGGUUUGCUUGGCCCACAAUCCAAUUUAAAAACUAUUUGCUGUGCAUUUAAGGAUAUAGUGUAUAACUUCAUCAAAGACAUCUUCAGCUUCGAAAAAGUACGAUUCACUACGCAAGAGGACAUGGGAAGUGACUUGUUACGUAUUGUGAAAGAAUAUGUCAGUAUUGCUGAAAAUAAGCUAUGUUCUGCAAAUGUAUAGCUUCUGUUCAUUUUAAUAAUGAACAGCCAAUUCCACAUAUAUAAAAGUAUACUCAUCUCUUGGUUGACCAGUGAGAGUUACAUAUAUGUGUAUAUAUAUUUAUAUAUAUACGUACAUACAGUUUCUGUGUGCGUAAGACAGCAUUCCUUUCAACAAAAUUCAGGUUUGGUACAACACUACUGGAAGUCACUUUUGACCAAACUGAAUUAGAACUAUUUUUUAUGAAGAGAUUGUUUUGUUGAGAAACAGAAUCUUGGUGAUUUUAAACUUAACCAGACUAUUACUCUAUAACCAGGUUAUUUCUCUUUUUUUUUUUUUUAAUUUCUCUACCACGUUUUAAAUUAAGAUUUUCUUCGUUUUGUUGGCAGUGUCUUAUUUAUUUCUGUGUUACCUUAGACUCUAAAUGAUCUUAAUAUGAUAUUCUAGAAUAGUAUUUUUAUGCAUGAUCACUUUCAAAUUAGUUACAUCAAUGACACUAGACCUAAUAUUAUACAGUCUUAGUCAAAAUAUUUUGUUUGCCUAGGUGAAACACAGUAGGUAUCGUAAGAAAGGGACGUUUUCUUACACUUUCUAUAACAAUUAAAAUGUGAACUUUUGAAGAAUUAUCCAACUAGCAUGCAGACGGAUGAAAAAUAUUAAGAUUUCACUUCAAUUCAAUCUGUGGAGAGAGGAAAAAGUCUAAAUUUUAAAGGUAUUUCUUAUAUUUACCUUUUCAGCAACAUUGUAUCCUGGUUUAAGUUUUAUUAUUCAUGAGAAUCGGUGAAUAAUUUUUUUUUUAUUCUUGGAAAGCUAAAUAAUUUGCUAGUCUUUUAAAAGAGAGGUAGCUGAUUAGACUUGUGAUUCCAUUGAAGAAUAUUUACAAUUUUUUUUUUUUUUUUUAAGAUAGUGUUUUAUUAUAAGCAGAGUAUAUUAUUCUGCUGGAGAAAAUUAAAGAGUUUGAUCUUUUAGUUGAAUCUAUUUGAUUGUGAUCAACUGUGAUAUCACAAGACAAAAUCUGGAAGAAAAAUUUAGUAGGAAAGGCAAAAUUUCAAUAUGUUCAUUGGAUACAGAGAAAGUAAUUUUAAGCUUUCUAGUUUUUCUGAUAAAAUAUAUAACCAAAGAAAUUUCUUCAUUUCAUAGGACAUUUUUAAAACACCUUUACCUUGCUUUAAGAAUGUGGUAAAUGGAGAAAAGAUCACAUUUUGAUUUACAAAUGUAAAAAUUUAGUCCUCAAUUUUUUUUUUUCAAAUCUUAAGUACAGAUAUGUCAUUUCACUUGAAAUCGAAGAACAUCUUAUGUAAAGCCCUCCUAUUUUGUGAUAAACAUAGAAUGUUUAAGAUGCUUGACAUUUAUCUGUUCGAUUGUACAUACAUUAUUUCAGAUGCAAAGUUUUAAUUUAUUUAUAACACUUGUUAACUGGAAACUUUUUGUCUGUCUUUGACAUUUUAAAAAUAUUCCCUCUCCUCUUCAACAUUCAGUCUUUAGGAUUGAAAUAAACAGGCUCCCUCAAGUAGUUUCCUCUUCAUUUGACAUUAUGAUCAGGAAAACAAUCUGUCAAACUCAGGAAUAUAUGUAUUAAAUAUAUUUCAUGAUAAUCUUUAAGCAAAUUUCCUGAAGAAAUAAAAAUUUAAAAAC